Molecule: messenger RNA, 877 nt
Organism: Lucilia cuprina (Australian sheep blowfly)
Lineage: Eukaryota; Metazoa; Arthropoda; Insecta; Diptera; Calliphoridae
Exons: 2
Coding region: 362-862 (166 amino acids)
Biological process (GO): COPI coating of Golgi vesicle
Molecular function (GO): GTPase activator activity
Source: RefSeq, a predicted model, not a curated record
UUGGAAUAAAACAAAAUUGUAAAAAACACACGUCAAAAUUUUACCAAGAAACAAGAGAAUAGGAAGCAAAACGAAAAGAAAUAAAAAUUAAAUUUAAUUAUUUAAUAAUUUAGCAAAAACGUUUAAGAAUUUUUGUAAUAAUUCCAUAUAAAAUAUAUUGUUUAAUAAAAAACAAAAUACAACAACGCAACAUUUGUACGACAACAAAAAGUGUCUUUCUUAUUUUUUUAAUCAAACAAAAACAACGAAAAUCUCCAACCCAAAAAAAAAACCUAUUCAAAAAGCCCAAUUAAUUAGCUAAAGCACAGCGAAAAUAUUGUGCUAAAUCUAAAAAAAAAAGAAUUAGAAAAAGCGAAUAAUCAUGGCAAGUUCAACAACAGGUCCUACGAAACAAGAAAUUGAGGCAGUUUUUACACGUUUAAGAUCACAACCAGCAAACAAGGCUUGUUUCGAUUGUGGUGCCAAGGCACCUACCUGGUCUACCGUUACAUAUGGCGUUUUUAUUUGCAUCGAUUGCUCAGCCGUUCAUCGCAGUUUGGGCGUCCAUUUGACUUUUGUGCGUUCCACAAAUCUAGACACCAACUGGACUUGGCUUCAACUGCGUCAAAUGCAAUUGGGCGGUAAUGCAAAUGCUGCUCAAUUCUUCCGUCAACAUAAUUGCACCACUACGGAUGCCCAGCAAAAGUAUAAUUCACGUGCUGCUCAAUUGUAUCGCGAUAAAUUGGCCAAUAUGGCUCAACAGGCCAUGAAAAUACAUGGUACAAAGGUAAGUGUUGUUGUGAAGGAUGACAAAUUGUUUGCAAAUGAAAAUUUGUUGAUUUUUAAUUUGUUACAAGUUAAGCAAGAGCAUACAAACCAUUAGGGGAUAUUUUAAUAU